AUCUUGGUGUGGUCCUUUUUGGAUUUCUUGUGGCGGUAUUCUUCCGCAGAUGUAGCAAACGGUCAGUAGGAAUAGGAAGUGAUGUUGGUCUUAGGGAACACUGUUGGAACCGGUAGCCACGUUACACUGGGCGCAGUAGGAAGAAGAGUGGAAGUGAAGUUCUGGAAUGAGGGUGAUGGAAUGGUUCCUGUGUGGUACAGAAUACCAGCAUGGGCAGUAAUUUUUGGUGAAAGAGCAAAAAGGAGAAUACAUUGCAAAAAAGGAUGGGUCCUCUGAAUUUUCUUUUUUAAUUCUCACCCAAGGAUAUGUUUUUAUUGACUGUUAGAGAGGAAUUGGGAGAAAAAGAUAGAUCAAUCUUAAGGAGAAACAUUGAUGGAUUGCUUCCUAUAUACACCCCAACUGGGAAUCAAACCUGCAACCCACAUAUAUACCCUGAGCUGGAAUUGAACUCAGUCUUUUAUGGUAUACGUGACAAUGCUUUGACCAGCUGAGCCAUUCAGAGGGCAUGGGCCUCUGGAUUUUAAGGAUUCUCUGCUUAAAAGGCAGGCUGAGGCAAAUGCAAAUUAUAUCUGUUUCUUUUUGACAUAUGCUUAUAUGCAUGGUAUAUGCUUGUAUUUGUGUGAUUUUUGCCACAUUACUAAAGUUUUCUGAACUUCUAAUCAUGCCAUUUAUUAACUUUAUAAAUAAGUCAUAAUCAGUAGGGUUACUUUGAGGAACAGAUAAGCAAUUGUAUGUAUAUUUGUUUGCACAGAAUCACAUGUAAUGAAACUUGACUAUUCCAAGUUACAAAUGGCUUUGCCUCCUGUUGCUUGGACUGUGUGUCAAUGAAAACCCAAGAGACAGCUGACAGCUGAGCUAGUGACCAUGGCAUCACAGGAAGCAGUGUCCUUCGAGGAUGUAGCUGUAGACUUCACCCAGGAAGAAUGGGCCCUGCUGGACAUACCCCAGAGAAAACUAUUCACAGACGUAAUGCUGGAGAGCAUCUGUCAUCUGCUCUCGAUUGGCAGUCAGCUCUACGAUUCAUACGUGAUUUCUCAUUUCAAGGAGGGAAAGCAACUUUCAGGAGAAGAGAUUGUUAUUCUGCAAGGCCAGAAUCCAGUCAUUUCAGAAAGGAGAGAUGAUUUUAAAAAACAAGAAAUGUUAUCCACUCAACAUUUUCUCAAGAAGGACACAUCCCUCAUCAAUGCAGUGAAACCCCAUAUCAUACAAGAAUUUAGAAAAGUGAUCAAUUAUUUUAAUCAACAUAAACCAAUUGAUGCUAGAAAUAAAUUGUUUGAAUGUCAACGUGGGAAUGCUUUGAUUCAACACUCUGCCGUUAGACAACACAAUAAUACUCAAAAUAGAGAAAAGUCAUUUGAAUGUCGUUUUUGUGGAAAAGCCUUCCGUGUGCGUUCUAACCGUAGACGACAUGAGAUGAUUCACACUGGAUUGAGACCACAUGGAUGUGAACUAUGUGGAAAGGCCUUCAUUAGUCGUUCUUACCUUAGAAAACAUGAAAGAAUUCACACUGGAUUUAAACCACAUGGAUGUCAACUGUGUGGAAAGGCCUUCAUUAGUAGUUCUUACCUUAAAAAACAUGAAAGAAUUCACACUGGAUUGAAACCAUAUCGGUGUCAUCUGUGUGGGAAAGCCUUCAGUAUAAGAUCUAACCUUAGCCAACAUGAGAGGAUUCACACUGGAUUGAAACCACAUGAAUGUCAUCUAUGUGGGAAAGCCUUUAGUCAAUCUUCUGACCUUAGAAAACAUGAGAGAACUCACACUGGAGAGAAACCAUAUGGAUGCCAUCUAUGUGGGAAGGCAUUCACUAAGUCUUCUAAACUUAGACAACAUUUGAGAAGUCAUGCUGGAGAGAAACCAUAUGAAUGUCAUCUAUGUGGGAAGGCCUUUACUGAUUCUUCUGGCCUUGGACGACAUAAGAAAACUCAUAGAGGAGAGAAGCCAUAUGAGUGUCACCUCUGUGGGAAAGCUUUCGAUAACUCGCCUGCCCUUAGACUACAUGAGAGGACUCAUACUGGAGAGAAGCCAAUAUAUGAGUGUCACCCCUGUGGGAACGCUUUCAAUAACUCGUCUGCCCUUAGAGUACAUCAGAGGACUCACACUGACGAGAAACCAUAUCAAUGCCAUGUAUGUGGGAAAGCCUUCAAAAGAAGCUAUAACUUUGGACUGCAUAAGAGAGUUCAUACUGGAGAAAACCCAUUCAAAUGUUAUCUAUGUGAAAAAGCCUUCAAUAAAUAUUUUGACCUUGAACAGCAUGAAAAAACUCACACUAUAAAUGUUAUAAAUAUGAAAGAUUCACUACACAUUGUUUCAGACUCUAAACAUCCUUGAAGGACUCACACGCUGUGGGGGGAAAAAGCAAUUUGUAAUCAGGGUGAAAGAGCCUUUAUUUAUCCUUACUUCAUUCAGUCAAAGUUCAAACUGGAGAGAAUCCAUAUGUAUGGCAACUGCUUGACAAACUCUGUAGAUCACAUUGGGCUGACUUGGAGAACUCAAAGCAAAGAAUGUGUUACGGUCUUUAUUACACAGUUCUGUUAAACAAAAUGCCUUGGUGGAUGAGUUAGAGGGGCAUGGUGCCAGCAUUGUAUCAGGAAAGCUGGCAGAGUGGGAGAUUGCAGUGGGGUAAGGGCUGGGAACCUGUGAUAGGGAGCUGGGGCCUGCAGAUCCUCAGUACACAGGAUCUGGACUUCUGCCUGGACCAGGAAGCACUGCUGGCUAGAGCCACUGUCACCACAUACCACUGUGGCAGGGAUUUCAGAGCACUGUGAUGUACCCCAUAACAUAGUCACUUGGACUGGCUCUGGGGCUGACCUGACCCUGAUUCCAGUACUCAGUCAGGACUCUGUCUAACAGCUGGAGACCACAUGAGUUCCUUCCUGUCUCUUGCCACCACCACACAAUUUGAUUGAUACUCCAUGCAAGUAAAGUCUUGUCUGGAAGUUGAUCUCAACCAGGAGCCAGAUCCCAUUUCUAACUGUCAGUGAGAUCUUAAAUAGUACUCUGAAAUGGGAAUCUGUCAAGCACUGGAUCUGAGCUGGGACUAAACAGGAAUAGGGUGGGAUGGGAUAAGAACAAGUAAGUACUACUAACUUGAUUAAGGUGAAGCCAACUGCCAUGAAGCAGUGGCUUGAGAUGUUCUCUGAGCAAUUGCUUUAAUAAGGUUCUUGCUGUGUUUUCCCUUAAAAGUUAUAGGACAGGAACCAGAAUCUGGGAUCUGUCAGCUAGACAAAAUAUUUAGUUCAUCUAACCCAUGAAUGAAUGGAGGAAUCAGGUCAGAUAAAUUCUAUGUAUGUAAUCAUUGUAGGGAUAUCUUACUUUAUAGCUUAUCCUUUAUACAAAUUAGAAAACUAUAAAGGAGAAAAAUUCUAGCUCUGUAAUCAUUGUGCACUAUUCAACCUAGCACCAGUCUUGGUGUGCCCAAAAACAUUUAAUGUCAGUUCACUGCUAAAACAAGAAAUAAGUGGGGAAAAAUCUAAUAGCAGGAGGUCAAAGCUUCUUGAAAAUUAACAGAUAAUCUGAAAAAUUAUUCCAUGGAAAAUGAUAAAAUGUUAUUUAUUAAUCAGCACUUGUAAAGCAGGUGAGGAUUUACAUUAUUGAAUACUCACUGUAACAUGAUGGAAUCUUCAGCAACUUCUCAUAACUUAGCACCAAUUAUCUCACAUUGAGAAAGUAGAUAAACUUUUAGAUGGAUUUCAUAUUACAAAUUUUAGACUGGCUAAAAUUAUUGGACCAUUAAGCAAACAAUUCAGCAAAAUAGCCAGAAUUUUACCAAAGAUUUGUUACUGAAAACAUAAGAUAAAGUUCAUAAUUGUGAAACACUUUGGGAGUGUAGAAUGCACAAUUUUGGUAGAAGUAAUAUUUUCAAAUUAAAAUGAUUAAUACUUGAAAAAUGCAAGAAUUAAUUAAUGGUAAAAAAUUGAGCAGGUUGGUCAAAUUCCAUUUUGCUUACACUGGUAUAAACACAUGUAUUUGGGUGAGUUAUAUAAUAUUACAUGUGAGUUAAAACAUGGUACAAAACCAUGUUCUAACUGUAAUAUUAGAGUUAUAUUUAUUGAAAUAAUUUAAACGAAAAAAUGAUUUACCUCUAUUUUUACUGUACUAAAUAUUUAAAUCAGAAUUUUUACACCUAGCUGGUUAGUCUCAGUAGAUAGAGUAUCGGCCUGUUGACCCUUAGUCCUGGACUCGAUU
Messenger RNA from Pipistrellus kuhlii (Kuhl's pipistrelle), 4185 nucleotides. RefSeq names its product zinc finger protein 596-like. Gene Ontology annotation, biological process: regulation of DNA-templated transcription. Lineage: Eukaryota; Metazoa; Chordata; Mammalia; Chiroptera; Vespertilionidae. The record is from RefSeq and is a predicted model, not a curated record.